Eutrema salsugineum is the source of this 1161-nucleotide messenger RNA. Its product is annotated as F-box protein At2g38590. The record is from RefSeq and is a predicted model, not a curated record. Lineage: Eukaryota; Viridiplantae; Streptophyta; Magnoliopsida; Brassicales; Brassicaceae. Gene Ontology annotation, molecular function: protein binding. The transcript has a single exon. Bases 1 to 1161 code for a protein of 386 amino acids.
AUGACAAUAAUUUCCGAUCUUCCAGAGCAUUUGGUAGAGGAGAUUGUCUCUAGGGUUCCCUUGAAAUUGAUGAGAACAGUACGAUUAACUUGCAAAAAGUGGGAAACUUUAUACAAAAGUCAGAGUUUUUCAAAGUUGCAAUUUGGUAAAACAACCGCUUCAAAGGAAGGUGAGUCUAUGAUGGUCGCAGUAAUGGAUUUCAGUCUUUAUUUAAUGAGCCUCGUCUUCGCAGUCGAUGGAGAACCAUCUAUACAGACCAAAGGUACACUUACUUGUGAUAACGAACAAGUCAAAAUAUCUCAAGUUUUUCAUUGCGACGGUUUAUUGUCGUGCAUCUUGAAAGCAGACCGCACUAAGGUUAUGGUUUGGAAUCCGUAUUGGGGGGAAACAAGGUGUAUCGAAUUCAGAUAUACUCAUCUCACAUGUGAAUGGGACUGGUGUAGUUACGCUCUCGGAUACGAGGACAAAAAUUCUUGUCGUAGCUACAAAUUAUUGAGGUACAUAGAUCACGGUAACCAUGUACCCAAACAACAAGAGUUGUUUUUGUAUGAAAUAUACGAUUUCGACAGUGGUUUAUGGAAGACUCUUAAUGUCACUCCAAACUGGCGUAUAGCAUAUUAUCAGCGUGGCGUGUCUCUCAAGGGAGACACUUACUGGUAUGCUUCAGAAAGGAACUCAGAUGACGAUCUUGACAGUCACAUAAUCUGUUUUGAUUUUACAAAUGAGACGUUUGGGCCGCUUCUGCGUCUGCCGUUUAACGUUGGGAAUGAUGACUAUGUGACUUUAUCAUGUGUUAGUAGAGAAGAGAAGCUUGCGGUUUUACUUGGGCACAUCCACAUACGUCCAGAGGAGUUUGAGAUAUGGAUUAGCACUAAGAUUGAGGCCGAAAAGGUUUCGUGGAGCAAGUUCUUGACAAGGGAUACGAGACCUUACUUUAUAGCUGACACUAUCUUCACUGACGAGGAGAAGAAAGUCGUCAUCAGUUUUAAACAAGAUUACUGUCGCAAAACAUUUAGCAUCAUUGAAGAGGCUGAGUACUGUAAAGAGUUGUAUGUCAGAGAACUUGCAGACCUAAGAUGCAGGCCAAAUGCCUGCUCUUAUGUUCCAAGCUUAGUGCAAAUCAAGCAACCUGCUGGAGGAGGGAAAAAGGAAACACAAUAA